Molecule: messenger RNA, 3659 nt
Organism: Dermacentor silvarum
Lineage: Eukaryota; Metazoa; Arthropoda; Arachnida; Ixodida; Ixodidae
Product: acid-sensing ion channel 4-A-like
Biological process (GO): sodium ion transmembrane transport
Cellular component (GO): membrane
Molecular function (GO): ligand-gated sodium channel activity
Source: RefSeq, a predicted model, not a curated record
UCGGUAUUUGGAAGAUGGACUGCAUUACUUCGAUUACGGUGCUCUCUAAGGUCUCACGAUACUGGAGCACGCCACGGAGUCGACCGACUCCUGAAACGUGUGCUUCUGAAACGCGGCCCGGCCCGCUGCCCCAACCGCCACUGCUUCCCGGAACGCCGUUCCGGCGAUGUCGGCGGUCCGGCGCCUAGGCGACAAACUGGCGAAAGCGCACGUGACGAUGACCGCCGACCACACGGAGACGGACGACGAAGGCGACGACGACGAGCAGGAGAGCAGCUUCGCCGCGCUGAACCGUCAGUUCGCCGAACGCUGCACCGCGCACGGAUUCAACCGCAUCGCGUCCACUCGCAGCCUGCGCCGUUUCCUGUGGGUCGUCAUCGUGGUGGUCGCCGUGGGCGGGUUCCUCUACCACAUUAGCUUCCUCACCAGCAACUACUUCUCCUACCCGAUCAUGACGGCCACCGAAGAAGUGCACGCCGAGGAGCUGCACUUCCCGGCCAUAACCGUGUGCAACUUGAACCUGCUGCGCAAGAGCUCCUUCGACGACUACCUCAAGGACAUCGCGGCCAGGGCGGGCAACCCGAGUAGCGCCACCACGACGACCGCUGUGCCGGAGGGUGGCGGCGGUGUCGCCGGUGCGAGGACUGCGCACGGCAAGACUCGAGACAUGUUCUCGCCCACGACCAAGGGCUACUCCAGCAGUGGAAACGGCGGAAACGGCGUAGACGAUGAAGAAGACGAGGUCUGCUACAAGACGGUCGACGAGUUCCUCAAGAGCAGCCGCACCAUGGACCUGAGUGACAUGUGGAUGAACUUCAUCGCCACCAAGGAACAGCUGCAGAAGUUUGGCCACCAGGCCAACGACCUCGUGGUACAGUGCACCUACAACGCACGCAACUGCUUCGACGAGAGCCAUUCCAUCCUGCGUGUCGAAGCGUACCCUUCACCUCGAUACGGACUCUGCCAGACGAUCCGCUUGGCCAAUGAUUCCAUGCGGAAAGUGCGGAAGACAGGUCCCACUUUGGGAAUGCGCUUAACCCUAAACAUCGAGCGCAGCGAGUAUCUGGACAUAAUCUCGCCCGAGUUUGGAGCUCGGAUUCUGAUUCACCCGCUUGGCACGCUGCCCAGCCUUGAACGGGGCGGAAUUACACUCACGCCUGGGAGCAAGAGCUACAUCAGCAUAAGAAUGCGCAAAAUCGAGAGACUGCCCGAGCCAUAUCGUGGAUGCAGCAAGAGUUUCAACGAUAGCAGGAUCACGCCGUACCUCCGCGAAGUGGGCCUUGACGACCUGCUUCAACGCUCCAUCUACACGUUCGACUUUUGCCAGACACUGUGCCGUGAAGCGGCACUGCUUCGAACAUGCGGUUGCCUCGACGAACUUUCGACUUCCGGACGAGCCUCUUGCGACCUUUGCAACGUCACUCAAGCUCGCUGCCGCACACGUUACCUGCGGUCUUACACGUCGUCCAGUGGAGGCCUGCAGUGCAAGGCGCUUUGCCUUCCCGAAUGCGUGGAAGUGCGGUACGACUUGACCACCUCCCAGUCGGAGUGGCCGAACUUCCGGCAGCAGGCGUGGGCCAUCAAGCGGUGGCCUCUGCUCAACAAGAGGAUGCAGGAAGCUGGCAUCCGCUGGCAGGAAGUGCUCAACGCCACCGAUGACCGCAUCUUCAGGGACGAGCUGCUAGCGCUCAGGGGCAACUUCAUGAGGGUGCACAUAUACAUCCAGGAAAUGAACUACCUCUCUGUUCGCGACCUUCCUGCAUACCCCCUACCGCAGCUGUUCGCCGACCUGGGCGGAUGCUUGGGCCUCUACAUCGGCGUGUCGGCCAUCACCAUAUUCGAGUUCCUGGAGCACGUCGUUCUGCUCGUGAUCCACAUGUGCGAGAAGUACUGUGGUUGCUGCAAGAGGCAGCGCGCCUCGCAGCGUCUCAAGGCUGAAUGGACAUACCCGCCGCCUGCACGAGACGAGAAAGCCGCCGAGUAUCGGACGGGAGGCGAACAACAUCGCAAGCCCUGGUCCUUCCUGGUCCGCGACCGGGAGUACCCCGUGCUGGGCAGGCCCCCGUCGCGUUCUCCUCUCUUCCGCACCGUGUACUCGAGCUCCAGAGAUUACGGAGCAGCACAGGCCGGAGCUCCCACGAGGAGGCCGCUCCAUCUGGGUUACACCGUUCCGCAGCACGUCGACACUGAUGGAGGCUUUUUCGGCAGGCGCUUCCAAACAAACCAGGACUCUGUGCUGGCCAGGGUGCGGAGUCAUCGCAGCGAUGAAUCAAGGGAGCACAUUAGGCCUCGUAUUCUCUGACAUUCCGUCACUGUGUGGAGAUUAGCCGACAUUAGGACGCCCUCCCCUCGAGACACCAAAUUAUACUAGCCGUUAGCACCACAUUUAAAAGAUAGAUACACUAGACAGAAUGGUCAUCAUAGAUGUCACAAUAAGCGUACUGGUCAAUGAAGAUGACAUUAGGCCUCGCUUUGUUGUCUUGUCAUCGGAGUUCUUUCGCAGUAUUUUUUGUAGUUCUUGCUAUACUUAUACGUCAGGAAAUCGGUCGCCGUACGGACUAGAAGCUUCCUUGACUUUCGCCAUCGGCGCUAUGGACCUUCUUUGCAAGCUGCCAUGCAAGCUACACGAGCUCAUGACUAAAUGAACCUGCCACCUGUUUUACAACGUGGCUUCAGUAUUUGAGCAUGCUUGCAAUAUGUCCGCACUUUUACUUACCAGCGCUGUUCAUCAUUUCGUCUAGCCUACACGCUUCAUUUCUUAUAUUGUGCAUACCCCUGUUACCAAACUUUGUUUACUGGAAACACAUUAAGCGUCUCCAUUGACCACUACCUUGUAGAUUUUUUAGAGUACGAAUAGCUGCGAGAACGCAUACACAGUUUGUGCAACGGGAGACUUACCCGCGCUCCUGUGAUUUGUGAAACCACGUUGCUACUACAAUGAAGUUCUGGAGGGAUAUUUUCAGCCAAUCCCUUUUGCAGAUAUCACUUUCAGCGGACGUCGCUUGCUUAUGCCAGCAGGGCAGACGUCCAUUGCUCCAUUGAGGCGUCGCACCAGACAGCACGUCAAGGAAAAGUGAAACUGUCCCCCAAAGCCAUCGACCGAGAACACAGACUCUAUAGUUCAUGUCUGAAGCGGCGACAUGCCAGGCUGCAUUAAAAAGAUGCAAUCGUGCGUUGCACUCUCUACGAAUCCAGGCUCGAAUCAUAACCAAUUGGUCUGCAAUUAUCCAUAAAAAAAAAGUAAGACAUUUUGUGCCAGUACUCCUUCAAACUGGAAUUCGCUUUCCGUGCCUGACGGCUUUAUAGCAUACUGCCGCCGUCAGACUUCACUAGAAGAGGCUGGCUUGGUACCCACUUCGGCUUCCCUCGCACGCCAACAAUGUAUGGAUAAAUAAACCUCAUAAAUAGUCGCGCGGCGUUUGCGCCAGACUUCGCGAAAAGCCGGACUCAAGCCUGGUAAAGCCUGCAGCUAUAUCGUAUGGGCAACACACAGCUCAUAAUGCUGUGACCACCUCGUCCUAUAAGUACAAAUCAGGGCAGCCUUUCUUCCCGCGAACCAUUCCCUACCUAUACGUUGCGCCUCACAUUGCCCACACUGAUAUUUGUACACCAAAUACAGAAAAACACAAGCACAACAAACAUUCGCUGUUUUGCAUCUU